Molecule: messenger RNA, 1223 nt
Organism: Tupaia belangeri chinensis (Chinese tree shrew)
Lineage: Eukaryota; Metazoa; Chordata; Mammalia; Scandentia; Tupaiidae
Gene: CUNH1orf216
Product: chromosome unknown C1orf216 homolog
Exons: 1
Coding region: 1-687 (228 amino acids)
Source: RefSeq, a predicted model, not a curated record
AUGUUCGCCAUCCAGCCGGGACUGGCCGAGGGGGACCAGUGCCUGGGGGGCCCUCACUCUGGAGUAUGUCAGCCCGAGCUCCAACCAGACAGCAACUCCAACUUCAUGGCAAGUGCCAUGGAUGCCAAUGAGAACUGGCAUGGGAUGCCGGGCAGAGUGGAACCCCUCCUGACCAGGAGCUCCUCCGAGUCUUCCUCUGACAACAAGGCCUUCCAGGACUCUGGAACUCCUGAGGAUGGUGUUCGCAGCCCCCCAGAAGGGGCAGAGAUUCCUGGGGCUGAGCCUGAGAAGAUGGGUGGUGCUGCCGUCUGCUCCCCUCUGGAGGACAACGGCUAUGCCAGCAGCUCCCUGAGCAUCGACAGCUCUAGCAGCAGUCCUGAGCCUGCCUGUGGAACUCCUCUAGGCCCUGGCCCUCCAGAUCCCCUCCUGCCCUCGGUGGUCCAGGCUGUGCAACAGCUGCAGGCUCAGGAGCGCUACAAAGAGCGGGAGAAGGAGAAGCACCACGUGCACCUGGUGAUGUACCGUCGCCUGGCACUGCUCCAGUGGAUCCGGGGCCUGCAGCACCAGUUGGUUGACCAGCAGUCCCGUCUACAGGAGAGCUUCGACACUAUUCUAGACAACCGAAAGGAGCUUAUCCGCUGUUUCCAGCAGAGGGCAGCACCAUCCAGGCCCCAGGACCAGGGCUGAGGGUGUGCCUCCCCAAGUGUGAAAGUACAUAUGUAUAUUUGCAGGUGUGUGAGUGAUUGUGCACAAGUAAGUCCGUGACUAUCUGCUGGCGUGAGUGCAGAUAAGACUGUGUUAGCACAUACACAGGUGUGUGCAGGCAUGUGUGAAUGAGCUUAAGUAUGCUAUGUAUGUACAUGUGUACACACAAGCCAGUUCAUAUUCAGACCUAUGUGUGAGUGUGUAAGAGUGAGCAUGUGUGUGGCAGGUAUGUAAGAGUGAAUAAAUUUGUAUGUGCAUAUGUAGAAAGGCACCAGCGGUGUUUGUGUGUGUGUAUGUGUACAAGUAUGAGUACAUGCAUGAGGAUGUGCAGAAGAUGCGAGUACAUAUGAGUGAGUUUGUAUAGGCUUGUGUUGGUGUAUGUGGGUAAGCCCUUGUAUGCAGACCUGUGUGGAGGGGUGCCUGUGUGCAGGUGCAGGCAUGGGAAAUGCUUGUUCAGGGCAUGUGUGCUUGCAGGCAGACUCACAAGCAGUCAUGUGCAAAUAUAUAUUCACUUGCAA